Drepanopeziza brunnea f. sp. 'multigermtubi' MB_m1 is the source of this 1776-nucleotide messenger RNA. RefSeq lists its product as uncharacterized. The record is from RefSeq and is a predicted model, not a curated record. Gene Ontology annotation, cellular component: plasma membrane. Gene Ontology annotation, biological process: transmembrane transport. NCBI's taxonomy places the organism in Eukaryota, Fungi, Ascomycota, Leotiomycetes, Helotiales, Drepanopezizaceae. Gene Ontology annotation, molecular function: transmembrane transporter activity.
AUGGCGCAAGAUAACCGCCGGGUCGCGGCAGAGAAGUCCGAGGAGAUCGGAGCAGCUAUACAAGGCGCCGUCCUCAUAGAACCUGCGACGCCAGUCGUGGCACCCGCACUGGACGCCUCUCGAGCUUCUUCCUCGCAUUCAGAAGAGACCCAGGCCGCCCAGGAUGCCGCCCGAGACCUCGAGGCGUUGGCUGCCGUCGCGACCGGACCUGUGUACUCGGCUUUCGGCAAGUGGAAAAAGCGAUAUAUUGUUGCAAUGGUUACCUGGGCCGCCUUCCUCUCACCAACUUCCGCCAAUAUAUACUUCCCCGCAUUGAACCCGCUGAAGGAAGAGCUCCACGUCUCGACGACCUUGAUCAACUUGACCCUGACGUCUUAUAUGAUCCUCCAAGGGCUGGCCCCUACAAUCUUCGGAGAUCUGGCGGACAUGGCGGGUAGACGACCGGCGUAUAUACUAGCUUUCAUCAUAUACAUAGGUGCCAACGUUGGACUGGCAUUGCAGAACUCCUAUGCCGCUCUGUUCACUCUACGAUGCUUGCAGAGUACCGGAAGCAGUGGUGCAGUUGCGCUGGGUUUCGGUGUCGUUGCAGAUGUAUCUACCAGUGCCGAGCGAGGAACGUACAUGGGCAUUGUGGGAGCGGGGACUAUGAUGGGACCAGCCCUUGGUCCUGUAAUUGGUGGUAUCCUUGCGCAGUUCCUGGGAUGGCGUUCGAUCUUUUGGUUCCUUGUCAUUACCGCCGCAUGUUUCCUCGUCCCGUUCGCCCUCACCGUCUCGGAAACAGGACGCAAUGUGGUGGGCAACGGCUCGGUACCUCCUCCAGGCUGGAACAUGACUGUCCUCGAUUGGUACCAGCAACGCAAGGAGGGCAAGGCUUUGGAUGGCCUCUCCCGAUCAGCCACGGCUGAAGGACGCCGUCUAGCGCAGGAGGAAUUGGCUAGAGGGCGAAAGCUCAGAUGGCCCAACCCGCUCAAGACUGUUCGCAUCGUCAUGGAGAAGGACAUGGCAUUUGUUCUGGUCUACAACUCCUUGCUCUACACGGCUUUCUACGAUGUCGUUGCAUCGAUACCACAACUGUUUGAAGAGAUUUACGGUUACAAUGAUCUUCAGAUUGGACUCUGCUACAUUCCGUUCGGUUGUGGAUGUGCAGUUGCUAGCUUCGUCAAUGGGAAGAUGCUGGAUCGUAAUUACAAGAGAGUAGCACAGAAGAUCGGUUUCACCAUCGAUCGUAAACACGGCGACGACCUCUCGAAAUUCCCCAUCGAGCGCGCACGCCUCGAAAUCAUUUGGCCCAUCCUCUAUUUCGGUCUCGCGUGCUGUCUCUGCUACGGCUGGGUUCUGGAGCAAAACGCACACCUAGCGGCACCGCUCAUCCUCCAAUUUUUCAUGGGUCUCUGCAUCAACGGGUCCUUCAACAUUCUCAGUACGCUCGUCGUUGACCUCUACCCACAGAGUCCCUCCACGGCGACAGCGGCGAAUAAUCUUUUGAGAUGUUCUGUCGGGGCGGGAGGCACGGGUAUCAUCGAUAUUAUGAUUAAAUCGAUGGGGAGAGGCUGGUGCUUCACAUUCGUUGCGCUGGUGUGUAUUACUGCAAGCCCCAUGUUGAUGGUCGAGAUGAAAUGGGGCCCGAUUUGGAGAGAGGAGAGAAGAGUGAGGCUUGAGAGGAGAAAGGAAGAGGAAGAUGACAUGAGGAGGGUGAGGGAGGAGGAGCAGAGAAGCUCGAGUACGGUAGGAGAUACGAAUGCUGAAUCUGAUGCGUCGAAGGGUGGAAAACGGUAG